AUGCCUGCCUCAACCUCGACCGUCACGACCUCCAACAUCCCUAAAAAUGAGAAGACAGCACGGUUACGCAGCUCCCCUGACACCGAGACCGCCCCGCCCCUUGAGGUCAAGGAACAUGAUUUCUUCUGGACGUAUACGGAGGAGCCGCACCGGACGCGGCGAAUGGCUAUCAUUAAAGCACAUCCUGAAGUAACUAAGCUCUGCGGGCCAGAGCCCCUCACAAAAUACCUCGUCCUGCUCGUCGUCACCAUCCAAGUGCUCGCCGCCUACAACCUACAAAACACGCCCUUCUGGUCCCUGCGCUUCUGGAGCACCGCAUACAUCAUCGGCGCAACGGCAAACCAGAAUCUGUUUCUCGCCAUCCAUGAGAUUAGCCAUAACCUGGCGUUCAGGAAGGCGGAGCUGAAUCGAGCGCUUGCUGUGUUUGCCAAUCUGCCGAUUGGGAUUCCGUAUUCUGCGAGUUUUAGGCCCUACCACCUCACGCACCACAAAUCCCUCGGCGUCGACGGGCUCGACACCGACCUCCCCACACGCUUCGAAGCCGUGUUCUUGGACUCCUUGCUAGGAAAAGCAUUCUUCUGCACCUUCCAGAUCCUCUUCUACGCCCUCCGCCCCGUCUUCGUAUACAAAGUGCCUUUCACAUCUAUCCACUUCGCCAAUAUAUUCGCCCAGGGCCUCUUCGAUGUCAUCCUUGUGCGCUAUACCUCGCUCCACUCUCUGUGGUAUCUUAUACUCUCGAGUUUCCUGGCCGGCAGUCUGCAUCCAUGUGCGGGACAUUUUAUCGCCGAGCACUAUAUCUUCACGCCCUUGCCCUCCUCCGCCAAAGAUCCCUUGACAAACACGUCUAUUCCGGAGACGUUCUCCUACUACGGGGUUCUCAAUUAUCUUACGUAUAAUGUGGGCUUGCAUAAUGAACAUCACGAUUUCCCUGCCGUGCCGUGGAGCAGGCUGUGGGAGGUGAACAGGGUGGCGAAUGAGUUUUAUCGAGAUUUGCCACGGCAUCGGAGCUGGGUGGGGGUUAUUUGGAGUUUUGUGAUGGAUGAGAAGGUGGGGAUGACCUGUAGGGUUAAAAGGAAGGAGGGGGGACGGAUUGUGGGAAGUGGGAGUAAGUGGAGUCAGGCUGAGGUGGAGGCUUGA
Molecule: messenger RNA, 1137 nt
Organism: Hyaloscypha bicolor E
Lineage: Eukaryota; Fungi; Ascomycota; Leotiomycetes; Helotiales; Hyaloscyphaceae
Exons: 3
Coding region: 1-1137 (378 amino acids)
Biological process (GO): ceramide biosynthetic process
Cellular component (GO): membrane
Molecular function (GO): sphingolipid delta-4 desaturase activity
Source: RefSeq, a predicted model, not a curated record